Molecule: messenger RNA, 1633 nt
Organism: Neomonachus schauinslandi (Hawaiian monk seal)
Lineage: Eukaryota; Metazoa; Chordata; Mammalia; Carnivora; Phocidae
Product: pyridine nucleotide-disulfide oxidoreductase domain-containing protein 1-like
Exons: 7
Coding region: 72-890 (272 amino acids)
Molecular function (GO): flavin adenine dinucleotide binding; oxidoreductase activity
Source: RefSeq, a predicted model, not a curated record
CUAGAAUUGCACAUAAAAGAACUAGGUAUACAACUGAAGGAAGAAAACAAACCAAAACUGGUGCUGGUAAUAUGGGCAGUGCCUUGGGACCUGAUUGGCAUGAAGGCUUGAAUCUUAAAGGUACAAAAGAGUUUUCUCAUAAGAUUCAUAUUGAAACUAUGUGUGAAGUAAAGAAAAUCUACCUUCAGGAAGAAUUUAGAAUUUCUAAGAAAAAGUCCUUGCCUUUUCCCAGAGACCAUUCUAAUCAGUCAGUGACAACUGAUAAAGAGGUAUGGCCUGUAUAUGUGGAAUUGACUAAUGAAAAGAUAUACGGCUGUGAUUUCAUUGUCAGUGCUACAGGAGUUACACCAAAUACAGAACCUUUCCUCUGUGGCAACAAUUUUGAUCUAGGAGAAGACGGAGGCCUGAAGGUGGAUGCUCACAUGCACACGUCUCUCUCUGAUGUCUAUGCUGCAGGUGACAUGUGCACCGCGUCCUGGAGGCCCAGCCCGGUGUGGCAGCAGAUGAGGCUGUGGACGCAGGCUAGACAGAUGGGAUGGUAUGCAGCAAAAUGCAUGGCUGCAGCUAGUUUAGGAGAAUCUACUGACAUGGACUUCAGCUUUGAACUUUUUGCUCAUGUAACAAAAUUUUUUAACUAUAAGGUUGUAUUGCUGGGAAAAUACAACGCACAGGGCUUAGGUUCAGAUCAUGAAUUAAUGCUGAGAUGUACCAAAGGACAAGAGUACGUCAAAGUUGUCAUGCAGAAUGGGCGAAUGAUGGGAGCUGUCUUAAUUGGUGAAACUGACUUAGAAGAAACAUUUGAAAACUUAAUUUUAAAUCAGACCGAUCUUUCAUCAUAUGGAGAAGAUCUGCUAGAUCCAAAUAUUGAUUUAGAAGAUUAUUUUGACUAAAAAAGGCAUUUCAAGAACUACAGAAAGUUCCAAAUAACACAAAGUCACAAUAAGGUAAAUGCACUGAUUAAAUGAAGAAUACAGAAGUGAUAAUGAUUUCAGUGGGAAAAUAUAUGUAAAUUAUUUGAACUUUACAACACAAAACUGACCACUUAUGUAAAUGUAAGGAUUUAAGUUACUCAUUUCUGAUUUAGCUAAGUUGUUAUCUACUUAGCCAACAACUUGGUCUGGCAUGCCAGAGUCAUUCUGAUUGUGAAAUCUCAGAGACGGUUAUGGUUUCAGAUUUAUAUUAAUACCUUAUUGUGUUUAUGUUUGGAUUCUACAGGUGUUAUGAGCUGAAAUAACUCCCUGUCUGUAAUAAGCCUUUGUAAAAUAUUCCAUAUGAUAACUUCGCUAUCAAAUGUUGGUUAUAUCAAAAGAAAAUAAACAUAUCAAGGCAUAAGAGUUUAAGAUAAUUUUUGAUGUGAAAUACUCAAGUUCAAAUAACUGACAGUAUGAAAUGAGAAAAAUGUAAAAUACUUAAGUCCAGUACUUCAGAGAUAAGUUCCAUAUGUAUAAAAUAUUAAUAAAAUUUGUCUUAAACUGUUUUCUUGGAAAAUAAACACCUAUCUCAUGCAUCAUCAAUUUAUUCUUAGAUUGCUAAAGCAUGUUUGCAGACUUCUGAAAGUUACCUGGAUUUUUUUUCUUCCCUCUUUUUAUCAGCUCCUUCAGAAUGAAUCUACAAAUAAAAACAAAGCAAACAU